CGAGCUUCAUACACUUGGUUUCUUCUGGCGAGGUGCUUUUAUGCUCCCUGCUCUUCGCCUACUGUUGGCAAAUUUUUGAAUUACAGUCAAUGCCGGAGGAAAGAAUUUGAGGGAACACCCACUUCCUGGAGCUGCGCCUCUCACCACUACAGAGUAUACGGGGUGACCAAAAAAAAAAAAACAACAAAAAACAAGCACGCAGAGAUGGUGGGAGGAUUUUCCGAUUCGGAUGGGUCCCAAGGUUGACCGUCCGUCAUUAGCGGCUGUUCUUGUGUGCGGCCCGGGAAGACCGCGACAGAGACAGACUGUCAGAUCGCAGUACCAGCCGGCUUUUCGUGGAUUUCGGAGUGCCUUAGGAGUCUUUUGGCUACGGCAGGCCGGCAGCGGCCUACACCUCAAUGCAGUGGCACUGGCCUGGCCCUGCCGCAGCAUAUGACAGAGGAACUAUUGUAUUUCUUGAUAAAGCGAACGACCGACAGGUCGGGGGAAUUUACAAAAUAAAACCAGAAAAAAAAAAAAAAACUUGAACACCAGAAGAAAACCGGUGGCAUCGAUGUUUACAAGAACGGAAAGUUUUGAUUUCAUUUGAACUGCUCGCAUCUAUAUGCAGCGUGGCUGCUAUUUAACCGAAUGUUUAUGCGGCAUAUUAUAUAGUGUUGUGUUUAUUAUUUUUUUGUUUUAUUUUAUAUUUUCCUAACGAGUAGCAAUGUCGACACCAUCAGCAGAAAUGAUUGAAAACUCGCCUGGGUACCCGUUCGAAGAGAUCGAUUACGGUGAGAUCGAAGUGGAAGAGGUUGUUGGAAGAGGUGCCUUUGGUGUUGUCUGUAAAGCCAAAUGGAGAGGAAAGGAUGUGGCUAUUAAGACAAUAGAAAGUGAAUCUGAAAGAAAAGCUUUCUCUGUUGAGCUUCGACAGUUGUCUCGUGUUAGUCAUCCAAAUAUUGUGAAGCUCUACGGAUCUUGCAGUAGUCCGGUUUGCCUUGUUAUGGAGUAUGCUGAAGGAGGGUCAUUAUACAAUGUUUUGCAUGGUGCUGAGCCUCUGCCACAUUAUACUGCGGCCCAUGCCAUGAGCUGGUGCUUGCAAUGCUCGCAGGGAGUGGCCUACCUACAUGGAAUGAAACCAAAGGCUUUAAUUCACAGGGACCUCAAACCACCAAAUCUGCUACUAGUAGCUGGUGGCACAGUAUUGAAAAUUUGUGACUUUGGAACGGCAUGUGAUAUUCAGACACACAUGACAAACAACAAAGGCAGUGCUGCUUGGAUGGCACCAGAGGUGUUUGAAGGUAGCAAUUACAGUGAAAAGUGUGAUGUUUUUAGCUGGGGAAUUAUUCUCUGGGAAGUGAUAACACGAAGGAAACCUUUUGAUGAAAUUGGAGGGCCUGCAUUUCGAAUUAUGUGGGCAGUUCAUAAUGGUACCCGGCCUCCACUCAUCAAAAAUCUUCCUAAGCCUAUAGAAAGUCUUAUGACUCGUUGUUGGUCCAAGGAUCCUUCUCAACGCCCAUCCAUGGAGGAAAUUGUGAAAAUCAUGUCUCAUCUAAUGAAGUAUUUUCCAGGAUAUGAUGAACCACUUCAGUAUCCUUGUCAGUAUUCUGAGGAAGGGCAAAGUAAUUCUGCUACCAGUACAGGGUCCUAUGUGGAUUACACUUCUACCAAUACAAGUAAUAAAAGUGAUCCAAAUGUAGACCUUGGAGAUUCUCAGGCGAAUGCUAUCAAUGACACUAUCAAGCGCAAUGAAUCUAAGCUAUCCCAGAUGUUUAAAAUCAAGGGAGAAACUGGACGUUUGAAUCUUCCAUUGUCUAUGGGGGGCAGUGUGGAAAGCUUGUCAGACCAAAAAGUGAGACCUCCUUCUAUGACAUCUGCAGAUUCUAAGAGGAUGAGUGCAGAUCUGUCAGAAUUAGAUCACAGGAUAACCCUAGCAAAUACAGCACGUUCCAAGCCUAAUCGAGGCCAUCGUAAAACUGCUUCAUUCGGAACCAUUCUGGAUGUUCCUAAGAUCAUCAUAUCAGCAAGCGCUGAACAUCAGAGGCGUAGAUCUGUUCAAGACCUUCCUGCAAUUGGGACUGAAUCCAGUCAGGGAAGCAGAAGCAGCAGUAGGUCUUCAAGUCCAAGUGUAAGGAUGAUUACCUCAGAAAAAACUGUGAGGAACAUUGGUUUUCCUGAUGAGUCAUCAGAUACUAAUGGUUCUGAUAAUUCUAUUCCUAUGGCAUAUCUCACACUGGAUCACCAAUUACAGCCACUUGCUCCUUGUCCAAACUCCAAAGAAUCUAUGGCAGUGUUUGAACAACACUGUAAAAUGGCUCAAGAAUACCUGAAAGUACAGACGGAAAUUGCAUUACUGCUUCAGAGAAAGAAUGAACUAAUUGCAGAGUUAGACCAAGACGAAAAAGACCAACAGAAUACUUCACGUUUGGUACAAGAACACAAAAAACUUUUGGAAGAGAAUAAAAGUCUUUCUACUUAUUUCCAGCAAUGUAAAAAACAGCUUGAUCUCAUCAGAGCUCAGCAACAGAAGAGACAAGGAACAUCGUGAUGUUUAUAAGAAAAACGUGAACACCAAGCAUCAUUCUACGGAUUCACAGACUGUUUAGUUUAAAAAAAAAAAUCAUCACUUUUUUGUUUUUGUGACUUAUUUUAAGAAAUAGAAUUUGAUGCAUUUUUGAGAAUUCUAUAAAUCUAUAUCAUUUUUCACUUUGAGUAAAGUGUUCUCACAAUCCAGAAGGUUUUUGUUUAUUUGUUUUUGAUUCUUUUUCCGGUUUAGUUCUGGAUGGCAAAGAUCUUUAGGGACACCGACAGCUUAAUGUGUGAUAAGCAUGCUACAUAUCCAUAACAGUAUAAACACCUGAAAAAUGGGCUUUUGUCUUCAUCUUGGUGUGUUUCUUGCACAUCAUGGCUAGCCAGUUAUGUUUAAAAACAGAAUUAACUAAUGCCUUACAAAAAAAGAAAAAAAAAUACUUGCUUCUGCUUUCUUCCAUUUGUUGACUUCUAGUAAUAUUGUUAUAUAUUGAGUGGAAUAUGAAAAUCACAGUCGCCAUUGCAUUGUGUGUGUAUGUAUAUGUAUAUAUAUAUAUAUAUAUAUAUAUAUAUAUAUAUAUAUAUACACACACACACACACAUACCUACACACACACAAAGAUUUAAAGUGAAAUGUUUACCUAUAUAACAUCCAGAUGCUGCUUUAGUGUGGACUUCCCCACACAGUUAAUAUCCCUUCUUCCAUAACUAUGUAACUUGCUGCUUCUGCAGAGCUGUCAGACUUGGUGGUUAUUAUUUCCAGUGUCUUCAAGGUUGUCUGUCUAAUUGUAUUUCAGUAAUAGUAUGUUUAUUUGAUCAGUCUUAAUUACAACAGCUUUACCAUCAUAAUUACAUUCUAAACAAUAGAUUUUAUCAAACAUUUUUUAAAGGCCAUCUGUAGCAAAAAACAUGUGAAUGUGAAAAUGAUGAAAUAAGAAUGGUAAUGCAACAGCAAGCAUCCCUCAGAAAAUUGGAAUUUGGCCCAGCUGUCCGUGAGUAAAUCGCUUUGAUCGUCAAAGAAUAUAUUUUACCACUACCAAUGCUGAGUCUAACAGUUCUGACAGUAUAUACCAAUUUAAGAUUGUACUUGUUUGCAAAAUAUUGAAUUCACCCUAGAUGCUGCUAAAACGUAAAUAGUUGUUGCUUGCAUGGUUAAGUACCAAAACAAAAAGUUACUCUGAAUGGCAGUUGAUUCAAAAGUUUCAGCUGCAUCCCCAAUGGUAAAAGUAAAUGUAGGUCAUUACCACUUUUCAGGAAUGUAGAUUUGAAAUGAAUGCUAAACUGUCAAUAUGCCUGCCAAAACUUGCCUCAAUUUGAGAAUAAAGGCUUGGCCCAUUUUUUUCAUUUUAUUCUUUGAACCAAAUAGUGUUUUUUUCACAUUUAAAUUGAAUUUCUAUGUUUUAGUCUUCCAUUACUUCUGGGAGGUUCAGCUUACAAGACUACUUUUUGUUUUUGUUUGGUUGUUAUAAAUUAUAAACUUUAUAAGAGCUUUAAUGAAAUAUAGUUAGUAGUCCAGAAAAUGUUUUAUUAUGUUUAUAGAUUACCUAGAGAGGAAAUCUAAAACAUUGACAUAUUGUUAGCACUUGUUCAUGUUUUUGAAUUGCCAUGCAAACAGAAACAAUUGAAGAAAACCUUGAAUAUAUAACAGGAACUCUGAACUAUGUUGUAUUACAUAGGCAACAAUUGAUUCUAGCUGUCAUUUUUGAAUAGCUUCAACAAUAAAGGAGAAGAGAAUAAAAACUUUAUGGUAUUGAUGUAAAUAUUAUUAAACGUAUGCCUCUCUAAGCAAACAAAUCUAAUUUUUUGUCAUGACUUAUACCUUCAGCGUUCUUUUUAAGAAUGCAUCCUUUUUAAAAAUAAUUUAAAGUAAAAGUCCAUUUAGCCGAGCCUUUAUCUUGUUUGCAAUUCUUUUAAAGAAGAGACACAGUUCAAAUGUAAUGUCUAAGAUUUUUUUAGGUUUGUGCAUUUGUUGUUGGUUUUAACAUAACUAAAGAACCACAUAACAAAACACAUUUAUCUUUUGCCACAAUGUAUUUUGCUAAUUGUUGUUUUAUUAUUUAUAGCUUCAGUAGGAAUUUCAAUAAUUUAUACUCUGCAUUUUUAAAGAUGGCUUUCCAACAUUAUUUUAAAAAGUCUUCAUUUUUAAAUAUUUUUUGAAAAGGAGGUAAUAUCUAGAGCCAUCCUCAUAAUAGGACACUUUAUUUUUCUUUAUUAUCAGCAUCCCUGUCAACCAGAAGAUCAGAUGAAUGAAAAGAGCUGUAACCUAUUUGCAAACCAGACAGUAGUGUUGGUCUCUGCACAAUUCUGCUAACUAGGCCUUGUUCCCUUCCAAUGGGCAUUUGUUUUUACAGCAUUUGACCUGGUAUUUAUUCAUACUGCAGCUGCGUAAAGCUUAAAUUAAAGCAUCUACACGACUGUAUAAUUGGUAAGUUGGAAUAUACUGUGCAGGGUGGUAUGUGGCAGGUUGGUUUAAAUUUGCACUGAAAUAUUGUGAAUAUUUUCAUACUGUAUUGUAUAGCCCUAGACAAUGGUUUUCUUUUAUCAGUCUGUUAUUGGUUAAAUUGUACCUUUGCAUGCAUCUGAGAACAUAAAACAUUUUUGUUUUGUGUUUUCUUAAAAAUAUUAGUUUGUAUUGCAUGUGAGGUAACAUGAUUGUCUUGUUUCUUCAAGGCACGAAGCUUAUAAAAAAGAUUUUACUGUAAAUUUAAAUCUCAAGAGUGCUGAAAUAGUUGAUUUUUAAAAAAAAUAUUUGUAGCCAUUUGUUUAGGGGUUGUUUUCUUGUUGCCAUGAGGUCUUAUUUAUGAUGUGUAUGAAUGUAUUUACAAAGAAUUCAGGAAGCCCAGUUUAGCUGUUUAACUUGUUUUAACUUUUUUUUUUAAGGAACUGCGUCUUUUUCUCUUUUCAGAUUAAAUCUGUUAAAGAAGAUUGCUUUCAUCCAGUCAGGGCAGUGAAAAUUUGCCUAGCAAAUGUAUUGAUCGAUCUUCCAAUUAAACAGAUCUAUUUUUAUAAUGCACUAUGGUAAACUACAGUAAUUUUACCCUUUGACAUUUUAAAGAAUUUGUAUGUUAUUUGUAUUUUGAAAAUCAGUAAGGCUUUGGCCAUUAUGAUAAAGGAACGAAAACACUUGAA
This is a messenger RNA of Polypterus senegalus (gray bichir), 5637 nucleotides long. It is a transcript of the gene map3k7, whose product is annotated as mitogen-activated protein kinase kinase kinase 7. The record is from RefSeq and is a predicted model, not a curated record. Lineage: Eukaryota; Metazoa; Chordata; Cladistia; Polypteriformes; Polypteridae. The transcript has 17 exons. The coding region runs from base 707 to 2527 and encodes 606 amino acids. Gene Ontology annotation, biological process: protein phosphorylation; positive regulation of canonical NF-kappaB signal transduction; JNK cascade. Gene Ontology annotation, molecular function: MAP kinase kinase kinase activity; magnesium ion binding; ATP binding.